AUGUGCUUAACUUAUUUCUUUGCGUUUGCAAUAGGGACUUUGCAUUUGUUCAUUGUUGCAAAUGUAGAAAGCAAAAUAAUAAUCCAAGAUUCAGUACGUAAAGAAAGUUAUAAAUAUUCUGCGCUAAAAGAUGACAAACAAUUACAAGAAGGUCAGCUUAAUUACAAUUUAGUGGUGCGUGAUUCACAAAUGCCACGUUAUGGUUCGUGUUGGAAAAAUGCUUUAAAGGAAUUAGAACAUGGAUGCAAACAUCUAACAGAUGACUUACAAAGAUUUCUGGCUCUCAAGUUUACUAACUGCUUUCUUGAAAAAGUUGGACAAACUACAUAUCCAUGUGAAAACGAUGAAGAUAUAAGUGUUUGCCUAAGCCAAAUGAAUAAUAAUGGUUUUACAGCAUUCACUAACUUUUUCACACACACUCAGAGCAUGUGUUAUUUUCUCCAGACACAAGUGUGGCAAGAAGAAACAGAGAAUACAGUUGCAAAGUUAACAGAUAACUCCAUAAAGGUUGUGCAGACACUAGAGGAUACUAAUGAAUUACAAGAUGCAAUCCUAGAAGCUCAAAGGAAAUCUCUUUUUCAACAAGAACGUCUUUUAGAAAGUAGUUCACAACUUGGAAUAGCACUUGACAUGUCAAAAGACAAUGUAAAAGAUAUGCUAGACGAGUUCAGAUUAUCAACCAAUGAACAAAGAAAUAUGAUUUUUGAAGUCUUCGAUCGACUUUCGAAACUUCAAAAUCUUGUUUUAGGAGAAGUGUCCGGAUUCUAUAGCCUAAUAUUCUACCCAACAGCUUUGCUGACGGUUUAUUUACUGACAUCAACUUCUCGCACUGCCGCGGCCCGCUUUUGGUUGUUCGUUCUUUUUGGUUGCAGUUUAGCAUUGGAACGAUGUAUUGUCCAUUUGACCGUUUCCGACGACUGUGCAUACGUGCCAGCUGAUGAAGCAUCUAAAGAAAUGUAUUGGAGGAUAUGGCUUGUGAGAAAAUCGGCCAUGCUGUUUUGCGUUGUGUUGCUUGCCCAUUUCGCUUACAAAUUUCAGGACUACAACCUUAUUAACAAUACUCUGUUGAUGCAAAUUCAGCGGCAAAAUUUGGAGCUGAAAGGUUAUUUUGAAAGUAUGGGUGGCAUAGGGAAUUCGAAUUUGUUGUCGUCUGAUGUAAUCGACUUCGAAAAGAAAAAGUUCAACGCCGAUUUCUCUGAUAGCUCGGAUAGUGAAUUUUCCUACGAUUCCGAAGCAAGUGAUGGAACCUAUGUUCCAUCCUCAGACGAUGAUGCAUUUAUCACAGCCAAGUCUCGGUCGUCCAGUGUCGUUCCCAGUCCGGAAUCUAUGCUCCAUGUUUCUUUUGAUGAAAUUAAAAAGGAGAUCAAAACUGAAAGACCUGCUUUGCGCUCAAGUCGAAGUAGCCGUUGCAACACGCCAGCAAUUCAGUCUGCCUACAAUCUCCGAAGUCGCUCGAAUCUUCGCCCUCUAAAUACGUCUAACAUGAGUAACGAAGUAAACAAUGAAAGUCCAGAGGUUUUUGGUCGUAAAGUAAAAGAGAUGGAGCGGAUUACACGACAUAACGCCCGCCAGAUCAUUCAAUCAGUUAAGAAAACUACUCCUUCCUACUUUUCUUCCGAUGAUGAAUGCCUUUAAGGUUUUCAGCUUAAAAUGUUAAAUUCUAAUUAUAUGCCAACCCACGCCUCUGCAAUCCAUUUACUUUUAAGCGCAAAAUUUAAUUUUAUCUUGGGAAUUCAAAGUUUAUGUCCCAUAUUUAUUUUAUUUCUAACGAUGGCAUCGAAGAAAAUGCUUCAAAUAACGAUCAUUUAUUCAUAUUAAAUGUAGAUAUGUCUCAUCUCAACAUUCAAAUAAUAAACAACAAUAUUUUUAAAAUUUA
This is a messenger RNA of Daphnia magna, 1876 nucleotides long. RefSeq lists its product as uncharacterized. The transcript has 6 exons. The coding region runs from base 1 to 1635 and encodes 544 amino acids. NCBI's taxonomy places the organism in Eukaryota, Metazoa, Arthropoda, Branchiopoda, Diplostraca, Daphniidae. The record is from RefSeq and is a predicted model, not a curated record.